This is a messenger RNA of Haliotis rufescens (red abalone), 2174 nucleotides long. RefSeq names its product adhesive plaque matrix protein 2-like. Gene Ontology annotation, biological process: establishment or maintenance of epithelial cell apical/basal polarity; heterophilic cell-cell adhesion. Gene Ontology annotation, cellular component: protein-containing complex; plasma membrane. The transcript has 9 exons. Bases 177 to 1175 code for a protein of 332 amino acids. Lineage: Eukaryota; Metazoa; Mollusca; Gastropoda; Lepetellida; Haliotidae. The record is from RefSeq and is a predicted model, not a curated record.
GGCCAAUUGCCAUGUGACAAAACGGCCGAUGUCGACAGCGGUGUUGCCUUGUUUAGUUCAAGGUUACAGAAUAUAUGAAUUAGCGUCAGUUGUACUUGCCUGAGAGUGAGUUGCUACAAGUUGCGGUAACCGCUAACAUAGCCGGGAAGACGUUGUUUUAGAGUUUGUAUAGCUGCAUGGUGAUUCUGUUCAGAGCGGUGGAAGUUAAAAUGUCUCGUUUUCAUCCAAUGCUCGCUGUUACAGCUAUUAUGUUAUACAUAGCCAUAUGCGAAAGCGCGAUUACCGCCUGUGUCGACAAUAGCAGCUGUAACGGACACGGCACGUGCCCCACCUCUUGUUCAUCUCGGUGUUCGUGCACGGAUGGCUACGGUGGUUAUGACUGUACUAUCCCCCCAGUCUGCACUAUUGGCGGAACGGAGUGUGGUCCCCAUGGCAGCUGUUCAACAUCAUACAGCCCAUAUCACUGCAUAUGCACGGAUGGAUAUUCAGGGCCAACGUGUACAACAGCCCCAGUCUGCACUAGUGGCGGAAAGGAGUGUGGUGCCCAUGGCAGCUGUACAACAACAUCCGGCCAAUACUACUGCGCAUGCACGGACGGAUAUUCAGGGCCAACGUGUACCACAGCUCCAGUCUGCACUAUUGGUGGAACGGAGUGUGGUCCCCAUGGCAGCUGUUCAACAUCAUACAGCCCAUAUCACUGCAUAUGCACGGAUGGAUAUUCAGGGCCAACGUGUACAACAGCUCCAGUCUGCACUAUUGGUGGAACGGAGUGUGGUCCCCAUGGCAGCUGUACAACAACAACAUCUGGCCAAUACUACUGCGCAUGCACGGACGGAUAUUCAGGGCCAACGUGUUCCACAGCACCAACAGUCUGCACAGCAGGAGGGAACGAAUGUGGGGCCAAGGGAGGCUGUAACACAUGCAUGAACCCCUCUGUCUGUCAGUGUUAUUUCGGCUAUGGCGGAAAUACAUGCACCAUAGCUCCACCGUGCACCCCCAACGGAAGUGAGUGUAAGAACGGAGGACUGUGUAUCACAUCAACAUUCCCCUACAAGUGCCUCUGUCAUCCAGGUUAUAGUGGACCCACAUGUCAAGGUGCUGGGAGUCGGGUUUCUUGCUUCAUGGCCACGCUCAUCAUCUCUGCAUUGGCGAGUUUGUUCUUCGUGCAAUUCUAAUCACCAUGAGGCUUAAAUAAUGUCAUGAUAAAUUGACCGUCUAAAUUGUGGAACUAUUUCUAGAAAUAUAUUUGUUUGCUUCAAAGAAUGUGCUAGUGGCCUCUAAUCUAAAUCUAACUUAUGCCAAUGGUUGUAGAAUAUGAAUGGAAAUAUAUUGCACUCACAAAAUCAAGAAACGCAAAACCACAUGUUGAUGCUAUUGAAACGAAGACUUGUUGAUCGUUGAUUGGUACGUCAGAUAAUGUCAGCAUUUUUAAAGAACUCCACAGCUGACUCCGGUCAAUGUUGCUGAAAUGACAGAUCACAGGUCCAGUGUCAAGGUCCUCACCGGUCACCGCUCCCUGUGUGUUGAGGACUACCUGACAUGUCCUGUCUUUAGAACCAUUCAGAGCACGUGUCACACCCUGCGGAAUGGUGGCCCAUUCUUCUGCAAUGCUCGAACGAGGCUGUGGUUGUCCUGUCCGAUGAUGUUUUGGGUUUAAGUAUCGUGUAUCGUGAAUUUUCCGACGACUGCGAGGAAAUAUGAGGGGUUUCCCACAUGACAUUCGAUUAAAUGCUGUACCACUAAGUCGACUAAUUUUACUUUGAAUCCCGAAUGCAUCCCUUUUGCGUUUCUUUAUUAUGAAGAGUUUACAUGUACAUGCGUCAUUGUCCUGCUUCUUGUAACCUAUGCGAUCAUAGGAAAUGAUUGUUACUUGUGUUACUUACUGAAUCUGUCAAUACGAAUGAAACUCUCUUACAAUGGCUUUGCUGAAACACCAAACUCAUUACAAUAUUCAUUGCCCUUCACAAUCAGUCGUGUUUCGUUUGUGAUAUUCAGGUGUUCUUGCAACAUCCUUGUUUUCUCUUCUACUAUUAUUUAGUAUGUUGAUGAAUGUCAAAGCAUGACAAAUUACACAGUGCGUUUUAUAGUGAUCAUAACACGAAUAACGGUAUGCUUUCAUUUGUAUAUUUGAAUCGGAGUGGAAUACUAAUAAAUGUUGAUGCUAUAUGUUCAAA